This is a messenger RNA of Acomys russatus (golden spiny mouse), 894 nucleotides long. It is a transcript of the gene Chmp2a, whose product is annotated as charged multivesicular body protein 2A. Lineage: Eukaryota; Metazoa; Chordata; Mammalia; Rodentia; Muridae. Gene Ontology annotation, cellular component: multivesicular body; ESCRT III complex. The record is from RefSeq and is a predicted model, not a curated record. The transcript is spliced from 6 exons. Gene Ontology annotation, biological process: protein transport; late endosome to vacuole transport; endosome transport via multivesicular body sorting pathway. Bases 200 to 868 code for a protein of 222 amino acids.
AGGGGGUGGGUCGUAUGACGUCAGGUCGUUUAAUCCGGAAACGGCGGCGGCGGCGGCAGCAAAACCUACCGAACCGAGGGGUUGUCGUUGGUUGAGUCCCCAGGCUUCGGAGAUAAAGGGGCGUGACCCGGAAGCGGAAGCCCAGCGUUCUCUCAACUCCGGUGAGUGGUCCCACACCUGCUUGUGGAGUCCCAGGACCAUGGACCUGUUGUUUGGGCGCCGGAAGACACCAGAGGAACUUCUUCGGCAAAACCAGAGGGCCCUGAACCGAGCUAUGAGGGAGCUGGACAGGGAGCGACAGAAGCUAGAAACCCAGGAAAAGAAAAUCAUUGCAGACAUCAAAAAGAUGGCAAAGCAAGGCCAGAUGGACGCUGUUCGAAUCAUGGCAAAAGACCUAGUGCGUACCCGGAGAUAUGUGCGCAAGUUUGUGUUGAUGCGGGCCAACAUCCAGGCUGUGUCCCUCAAGAUACAGACUCUAAAAUCCAACAACUCUAUGGCACAAGCCAUGAAGGGCGUUACUAAGGCCAUGGGCACCAUGAACAGACAGCUGAAACUACCCCAGAUUCAAAAGAUCAUGAUGGAGUUUGAACGGCAGGCAGAGAUCAUGGACAUGAAGGAAGAAAUGAUGAACGAUGCCAUCGAUGAUGCCAUGGGUGAUGAGGAAGAUGAAGAGGAGAGUGAUGCUGUUGUGUCCCAGGUCCUGGAUGAGCUGGGACUGAGCCUCACAGAUGAGCUGUCAAACCUCCCCUCCACUGGUGGCUCCCUCAGUGUGGCUGCUGGUGGAAAGAAAGCAGAGGCGGCAGCCUCAGCCCUGGCUGAUGCAGAUGCAGAUCUGGAAGAGAGGCUCAAGAACCUUCGCAGGGACUGAACAUCCACCCCCGUGGACUCUUUCCU